GGUUCCCAGGGUGAUAAAGGCCCUGGCUGACUACGUCCACGCCCGGGGCCUGAAGCUGGGCAUUUAUGGUGACCUGGGCAUCUUCACCUGCGGGGGCUACCCGGGCACCACGCUGGACUGUGUGGAGCAGGAUGCCCAGACCUUUGCAGAGUGGGGUGUGGACAUGCUGAAGCUGGAUGGGUGCUACUCGUCGGCAGAGGAGCAGGCAGAGGGCUACCCAAAAAUGGCGAGGGCCUUGAACGCCACGGGCCGCCCCAUCGUCUACUCCUGCAGCUGGCCAGCUUAUCAGGGGGGUCUUCCCCCCAAGGUGAACUACACCGUCCUGGCAGAGGUCUGCAACCUGUGGCGUAACUACGACGACAUCCAGGACUCCUGGGACAGUGUGCUUUCCAUCCUGGACUGGUUCUUCGCAAACCAGGAUGUGCUGCAGCCGGCGGCUGGCCCCGGCCACUGGAAUGACCCGGACAUGCUCAUCAUUGGAAACUUUGGCCUUAGCCAUGAGCAGUCCCGCUCCCAAAUGGCCUUGUGGACGGUGAUGGCAGCUCCGCUCCUCAUGUCCACGGAUCUCCGCACCAUCUCCCCGAGCGCCAAGGAGAUCCUGCAGAAUCGCCUGAUGAUCCAGAUCAACCAGGACCCCCUGGGAAUCCAGGGGCGCAGGAUUGUCAAGGAGAAAUCACACAUCGAGGUGUUCCUGCGCCCGCUGUCCCAGGCUGCCAGCGCCCUCGUCUUCUUCAGCCGGAGGACAGAUAUGCCCUUCCUCUACACCACCAGCCUGGCCAAGCUCCACUUCCCCGAGGACGCCAUGUAUGAGGUACAAGACGUGUACAGUGGGAAGGUCUUCAGUGGCUUAAAGACAGGAGACAGCUUCUCAGUCGUUAUUAACCCCUCGGGGGUGGUGAUGUGGUAUCUCUAUCCCAUAGGGCUCCCAGCACAGCCCUGGCACGUUGUUAGACAGCAAGCCCCCAGCGAGGGUUUCCACCCGGUUCUCCUGUGA
Messenger RNA from Pelecanus crispus (Dalmatian pelican), 994 nucleotides. NCBI's taxonomy places the organism in Eukaryota, Metazoa, Chordata, Aves, Pelecaniformes, Pelecanidae. The record is from RefSeq and is a predicted model, not a curated record.